AUGUCAACUGUUGCAGAACAUGUGCCUUUCCUUCAUUUGUGCAAAUUGUGUCAGAAAAUUUCCGAGAAAAAAGGAAAUGAGAAAAAACUUCAGCCUUUGAAAGAUUUCAUAGAUUACUGGAGAAAUUUCCAUAACAAACUUCAUUCAAGUAAUCCUACCACAACAGAUUCAUUUUUUCCUGCAUUACGCCUUUUGCUUCCUCAGUGUGAAAGACAACGAGCAGCAUAUGGAAUUAAAGAGUUUACUUUGGCAAAACUGCUCAUUGAUAUCUUUUGCUUGGAUAAAAAUGGAGUUGAUGCAAAGAAACUUAUCAAUUAUCGCUCACCAAAGACUGCAAAUGCGGAAGCAGGUGAUUUUGCUAGUGUGGCCUAUUUUGUUUUAAAAAAUAGGAGUCCAGAGAAUGGGACAUUAAAAGUGCAUGAUGUUAAUUUUUAUCUGGAUAACAUUGCUUCUAAUCAUGCAGAAAGAAAUAAAGAUGAUUUGAAAUAUGAUCUUCUGUACUUGCUUCGAAACACUUCUGCUCUUGAGCAAAAAUGGCUGAUAAGGAUUAUUCUGAAAGACAUGAAAUUAGGGAUCAGUGAAAAUAGCGUUCUCAAAGCCUUCCAUCCAGAUGCUAUAGAUUUAUACAAUGUUACUAAUAGUUUAGAAAAGGUUUGCUGUAGUUUAAGAAAUCCCGCUGCUCGUCUGCAUGAAAUUGAAAUAAGUCUUUUUUCUCCAUUUCGUCCCAUGUUGGCAGAAAUUGCCCUGCCAAGCCAAGUUGAAGGCCUCAUGAAGAAUCAACCAUUUAUUAUUGAAACCAAAUAUGAUGGUGAAAGACUGCAACUUCACAAGGAUGGAAAUAGUUACAUGUAUUUUUCACGAGGGGGACAUGAUACUACAGAAAGUUAUGGAAAUUCUCCUUUGAGUGGCAAUCUCACCCCUCACAUACAUCGAGCUUUUAAUCCUGGAAUUUCAAAAUGUAUACUUGAUGGUGAAAUUGUUAUUUAUAGCAGCAAACUUAAUUGUAUAGUUUCCAAAGGUGAAAAUGCUGAUGUACAAGCUAUGCAACCUGAUGGAGAUUAUGGGCCUUGUUUUUGUGCCUUUGAUGUUUUAAUGAUAAAUGGCAGGGUGUUGAGUAAUCUGCCCCUAACGGAAAGAAUUAAGCAAAUGAAGGAUGUUUUUACACCAAUUGAAAAUAAAAUACGCACUACAGAGCAAAUAACUGCAUUGACAAAUGAAGAAGUUACUGAAGAACUCAAUAAAGCAAUUGAUAACAGAUUGGAAGGUCUUGUCAUUAAGGACCCAACAUCCAUCUAUAAACCUAAUAUGCGCAAAAAAGGUGGCUGGCUCAAGGUUAAACCUGAAUACAUAGACAAUUUAAUGGAUGAACUGGAUCUCUUGAUCAUUGGUGGCUAUUUUGGAGAGGGCAGGAGAUCCAAUUUGAUAUCCCAUUUUUUAUUGGGUGUGGCUUCGCCUGAAAAAAUUGAUGCUGAACCAACAUGUUUUUACUCCUUUUGUAAAGUUGGUUCUGGUUACUCACUUAAAGAGCUCUAUGAAUUAUCUGGAAAAAUCAGUGCACAUUGGCAGGCAUACAAUCCAAAGAAACCUCCUAGUUGUCUUAUAAUUGGUGGUGGGAGAAAAGAACAGCCCGAUGUGUGGAUUCAACCAUCUCAGUCUCAGAUUGUGCAAGUGAAAGCUGCAGAAAUUAACCGUAGUAAAUCCUUUGCUACAAAUUGCACUCUUCGUUUCCCGAGAGUUGAGAAAAUACGUUAUGACAAGCCUUGGUAUGAAUGCAUGACUACAACAGAGUUGGAGGAGCUGCGAAAUCUUGCACAAGGAAGAUUAGCAACAAGAAACCUAACAAAUGAGGAUGAAGAACCUUCACCUAAGAAGCAGAAACUUCAGAAGGAGAAUAAGAAUGCUAUGUCUGUUGCGCCUCACUUUCGUCCUACAGAUAUAAGAGAUGUUCAAAAGGUUUCUGAAAUUUUUAAAGAUAAAGAAAUGUGUGCCAUAUCGUCAACUCUUGAUGGGAAACAGAAAACAGAAAAAUUGAUUGCCCAGCAUGGAGGAAAAUUUGUACAAAACCCAGGUAAAGGAACAUUUUGCAUUAUUACUGACAAAAUAACAGCUAAAGUAAAGAAUUUAAUAAACACCAAACUGUAUAAUGUUGUUUCAAUUGACUGGUUUCAUCGUUGCCUUGAAAAUCAAGUUUUGUUGCCUUGCUUAUAG
Messenger RNA from Uloborus diversus, 2208 nucleotides. It is a transcript of the gene DNAlig4, whose product is annotated as DNA ligase 4-like. The coding region runs from base 1 to 2208 and encodes 735 amino acids. Gene Ontology annotation, biological process: nucleotide-excision repair, DNA gap filling; DNA biosynthetic process; double-strand break repair via nonhomologous end joining. NCBI's taxonomy places the organism in Eukaryota, Metazoa, Arthropoda, Arachnida, Araneae, Uloboridae. Gene Ontology annotation, cellular component: DNA-dependent protein kinase-DNA ligase 4 complex; DNA ligase IV complex. The transcript has 16 exons. Gene Ontology annotation, molecular function: DNA ligase (ATP) activity; ATP binding; DNA binding. The record is from RefSeq and is a predicted model, not a curated record.